This is a messenger RNA of Penicillium digitatum Pd1, 132 nucleotides long. Lineage: Eukaryota; Fungi; Ascomycota; Eurotiomycetes; Eurotiales; Aspergillaceae. The record is from RefSeq and is a predicted model, not a curated record.
AUGCCACAAAAUGCGGAAGUGUUGACCGGACGCCAAACUGGAGAAAUGGACUCCGUCUGCGAUUCGUGUGAAAUCUCGGUUUGUCACAGGAGCUUUUCGCGUGGACUCGGUGGACAUCGGGUUCGAGGGUAG